Molecule: messenger RNA, 1587 nt
Organism: Alternaria metachromatica
Lineage: Eukaryota; Fungi; Ascomycota; Dothideomycetes; Pleosporales; Pleosporaceae
Exons: 1
Coding region: 1-1587 (528 amino acids)
Source: RefSeq, a predicted model, not a curated record
AUGUUAGACCAACUGCAGUCACCUCUAUUCCGCCUCCCCAGGGAAUUGCGCGAUAACAUCUACGAACACUAUGCGCACGACGAAAAUGGCGUACUCUACGACUAUGCCUCAGAUAAGCUUCGGUAUGAGACCCAGGAAAAACAUCAGGAGAUGACUGCGCUGACACGCUGCUGCAAGCAAGCAGCUGGGGAGAUGAAGGAUGCGGCCAUGCGAGCCAACACCCUAACUUUCUUCCCUGUGCGUUCUAAUCAAGACUGCAUCAGCGUAAAGAAUCUUGACUCCAAAGCUGGACGAUUUGAGCGACUGAUACAAAGCGCGAGGCGCAUGAAGAUGCAUAUGCUGCACUUCGUGGCCAAGGGCGAAUGCGUCACCCCGGAGAUGGUUGAUCAGGUGGCCACCCGCUUUCCCAAUAUCGCCUGCUACUAUCGAAAAGCCUACGGUGCCAUCAAGGCAGGAGAUGAGCUAUAUGAGGGGAAUGGAAUCAACCCAUUCGACUACAACUGGCGGUGGCAAACGUCAGCAUCCUUUUGCGACGCCUUACAUUACACGUUAGAGCUCGCAUCCUCGCAUCCCAAAUUCGACCAACUCAUAGCCGAGUCCAUCGUGAGCCCACUCAGCAUUCACGGCAUGAUGCCUCCAUUUGUGCCUGGAUGCCAGAACGCCCUCCUCGCGUGGAAGCCGGACCUGGCGCUGAUACCAACCGAGACUGAUCUUGCUCUGGAGUCCUUUUUAGCCGACCCCCUCCCCCGAGAUACUAAUCCUCAUUUGGCAUGGACCGAGCCUGUAGCACCUUUAGCUUGGUACUUCUCUGCCACAACUGUUGCAGUCAAUUACCUCAAAAGGUUGCCCCAGAGUACUCGAUUGCGCAUACGACUUCCUUUCAUCAUCCGGGAGAACAAAUUGGCCGUAGCUUACCCCGAGUCACACGUAAGAUCUCUUGAAUCUUAUCUCUGCGAGAACCAAAACCUCCGGAUCGACUUGCACGUGGGGUGUUGGACAAACCUCACACACCCAUUCUGGCUGCAUUUCCCCUUCGACACCCAACGUGUGAACGAAGGUUCCAUAAUGAAGCUGAAUUUAAUUCGCCCGUUUGCGGACUUCUUAGACGAGGUCCUUUGUACCUUCGAUCGUAUCCCGCACCCCGAGGCUCUCAACAUCCAUAUCGAAGGUCAUCAGGACGAAAGCCUUGCCGCGUGGGAGACGUUCAAGCAUGCAGCUAGCCUUCAAGAGGCCAUGCUCAAGUCUGACUAUAUGCAAAGACACGGCGAUGUUCAGCUCACUGAGCUGUACGAUCCGCUGUAUUGGGGCGUACCUUUGAGCGAAGCGGCACUGAAGCAUAGAUUCCAAAUGCCUUGCCAUCUACCGGACUCAUUCUACGCGGUAGUCCGACAGAUCACCGAAGGUUUCGGCUCCAUCCACUUCGAGGGAGACACCGGUGCUCUUUGGGAUGCCAGAAGUAUGAUAGAAGCCCGGAAGCACUGGACACCGCAGCAAUUCCUCGACGAGUGGGACGAAGAAAUUUUCAGCGGAUUCGUGUCACAACCGCCAGGAGGCGUAGCAGCUUUCAAGCAAAUGUAUAGGCUGUAA